GCAACUUAAAUUUAUCACCUCAUAUUAUCUUUCGGUUCUUUUAAUUGAGACUUAGGGUUUUCAAAGUUAGGAAAAAGAGAGAGUGAGAGAGAUGAUGCAGACUCCGUACAAUACUUCAACGCAAGGGCAAUAUUGUCAUUCUUGUGGAAUGUUCCACCACCAUAGCCAAAGCUGCUGCUACAACAACACCUCCAACUCAAACGGCGGCUCUUACUCGAUGGUAUUCUCCAUGCAAAACGGCGGCGUUUUCGAGCAGAACGGUGAGGAUUAUUACUCUUCCUCCGUCGUUGACUGCACUCUUUCACUUGGAACUCCUUCGACGAGGCUUUGCGAGGAGGACGAGAAACGCAGACGCUCUACUUCCACUGGUGCUUCCUCUUGCAUCUCCAACUUCUGGGACUUGCUUCACACCAAAAACAACAACAACUCCAAAACGACGGCGUAUAGCGACGUCCCUUCUUUCCCCUCUGCUAAUCCCAUCAAGCCAACACGCGGCUGCUCCGGCGGUAACGGCGGUGGCGGCGACUCUCUCCUCGCCAGACGCUGUGCCAACUGUGAUACCACUUCUACUCCACUAUGGAGGAAUGGUCCUAGAGGCCCUAAGUCCCUAUGCAACGCAUGCGGCAUUCGUUUCAAGAAAGAAGAGAGAAGAACCACGGCGGCUUCAGGAAACGGCGUCGUCGGAUCUCAACCGGUCGCAACCGAUCAGUACGGACAUCACAACUCCGGCUACAAUAAUUACAACAUUGCCACUAGUAACAACAAUAAUAAUGGUACUUCGUGGGGUCAUCAUCACACGACGCAGAGGGUUCCGUGCAAUUAUCCGGCAAACGAGAUCAGGUUCAUGGAUGAUUACGGCGGCGGAGGAGCUAACAACGGUGAUUCCGACGGUGCUCCGUUCCUUUCGUGGAGGCUUAAUGUGGCGGAUAGAGCAAGUCUUGUCCAUGACUUUACUAGAUGAAAAAAAGAAAAAAAAAAUUGACGUUAGAUUCUUAAAAUUU
This is a messenger RNA of Eutrema salsugineum, 1001 nucleotides long. Its product is annotated as GATA transcription factor 18. Lineage: Eukaryota; Viridiplantae; Streptophyta; Magnoliopsida; Brassicales; Brassicaceae. Bases 92 to 961 code for a protein of 289 amino acids. Gene Ontology annotation, biological process: flower development; regulation of DNA-templated transcription. The transcript has 2 exons. The record is from RefSeq and is a predicted model, not a curated record. Gene Ontology annotation, molecular function: zinc ion binding; DNA-binding transcription factor activity; sequence-specific DNA binding.